Paramecium octaurelia is the source of this 1860-nucleotide messenger RNA. Lineage: Eukaryota; Ciliophora; Oligohymenophorea; Peniculida; Parameciidae. The record is from the annotation of a GenBank genome assembly.
AUGAAUUUAAAGAUAAAAUGUUAACAAGAUGACCAUUAGGAUGAGAUAGACACGGUUUGUUAUAACCAGUUUUGUACAGAAUUUAGAUUGAAUUGUUUUAAAUGUAUGAAGAAGGCAAGAAUCCAUCAUGAUCAUUUUGAUGAUGUUGAAAAACUCAAUAGUUUGAUUGAAUUCAUUGAAAGUAAAAAUAAAGAAUGUGAUCAUUUGAUUAAUGAUCUCAAUACAUAUCUAGACAGUCUGAAUCAAUCAUUUACAUUAUUAAAAAGGGGAAUCAGAUAAAAAUAUUCAUUAAUAAAAGAAAGAUCUCUAUUAUUGAACUCUUAGUAACUAAAUGAUUAUUUGAAUUCAACCGUCAAAUUAAUUGAAUACAAAUAAUCUAUUACAACAAUCAUUUCAGAUUAAACUAAGAAAUUAACUCAUACAUUUAAUAACUUAUAUCAAUAAUUAAAUUUAUCAUCAUUUAAUUAUUAUUAUAUUGAGGAUAAUUCUAUAAAAUUAUCUAAAGAGUUAUAUGAUAAAGGUAAUCAUAUUAUUACAAUCCUUAGGUUAUGAUUUAUAUUGGAAAGAUAAAUAUACUGAGGCAAUAGACAUAUUUGAUAUUUCAAUACAAUAAAAUCCAGAUAACCAUUUAUCUUUAUGGUGCAAAGGUAAAAUUAGGAGAAGAUUAAUAGGCGCAUGUUUAAGAAACUUAAAUAAAAAUGAGGAUGCAAUCACUUGGGUGGACAAAGCAUUAGCUAUUGAUCCUAAGCAUGUGAAUUCCUUAUUUGAGAAAGGUAGAUUGAAUCAUUAUUGUAUUAAUAGGUUAGUGUUUAAGAAACUUAAAUAAAUAUGAGGAUGCAAUCACUUGGGUGGACAAAGCAUUAGCUAUUGAUCCUAAGGAUGUGGAUUCCUUAAAUGAGAAAGGUAGAUUGAAUCAUUAUUGUAUUAAUAGGUUAGUGUUUAAGAAACUUAAAUAAAUAUGAGGAUGCAAUCACUUGGGUGGACAAAGCAUUAGCUAUUGAUCCUAAGGAUGUGGAUUCCUUAAAUGAGAAAGGUAGAUUGAAUCAUUAUUGUAUUAAUAGGUUAGUGUUUAAGAAACUUAAAUAAAUAUGAGGAUGCAAUCACUUGGGUGGACAAAGCAUUAGCUAUUGAUCCUAAGGAUGUGGAUUCCUUAAAUGAGAAAGGUAGAUUGAAUCAUUAUUGUAUUAAUAGGUUAGUGUUUAAGAAACUUAAAUAAAUAUGAGGAUGCAAUCACUUGGGUGGACAAAGCAUUAGCUAUUGAUCCUAAGGAUGUGGAUUCCUUAAAUGAGAAAGGUAGAUUGAAUCAUUAUUGUAUUAAUAGGUUAGUGUUUAAGAAACUUAAAUAAAUAUGAGGAUGCAAUCACUUGGGUGGACAAAGCAUUAGCUAUUGAUCCUAAGCAUGUGGGUUCCUUAUUUGUAAAAGGUAGAUUGAAUCAUUAUUGUAUUAAUAGGUUAGUGUUUAAGAAACUUAAAUAAAUAUGAGGAUGCAAUCACUUGGGUGGACAAAGCAUUAGCUAUUGAUCCUAAGGAUGUGGAUUCCUUAAAUGAGAAAGGUAGAUUGAAUCAUUAUUGUAUUAAUAGGUUAGUGUUUAAGAUUAUUAAAAAAAUAUAAUGAAUCUUUUUAAAUACUAGAUUAAGCACUCUCCAUCAAUCCGCAAAAUACAUUUUCUCUCAACCGUAAAGGUAUUUUUCAACUUUAACUGUAGGAGAUUGUUUAAGAGAUUAAUAGAAAUACAAAGAAGCACUGAUUUAUUAUGAGUAAUCAUUACAGAUUGAUCAAAAUAAUCAAUAUUCAAAAAACUAAAAGGGUACUCAUUACUUUUUAAAUUAGAAUUCUGCUAAAAGAAAUUGAAUUAGUGA